CGAAAGAUCAAACCCACUCAGCCAGCUGCAAAUGUCGCUCGUAGACAUCCCAAGUGUUCCCCCGGCCAUCCUUGAACAGCGCGAAGCUCAGUCACCACAGAUCACAGAUGUAGACUUGCUGGACACAGAAAUUAUCGCAUCAAGCUCCUCACCACCGAGACAGAGAAGGCGGAUAGCAGAAGACGGGCGCUCAGUGCCAGCCGACCAAGAGGUCAUCUUCGUUCAUGACAGUGAAGACGACGAAAUUCAGUAUGUUGGCAGUAGUAGAUCCAGGUCUGCCUGGAGAGAACGCAUAUUCUCUCCUCCUCCUCCUCCACAAGCAAGCAAUAUACCUCCUGUGCCACCUAUUCCGCGGCGGUUCGCAUCCAUGAGACAGAGCCACCCUUUAUUACCACCUGCUGGACUCAUCAUCCCUAAUGAGCAGCCCCUCCCGUUUGAGGCAGACAUGCGGCAACCUCACGAAAAUGGGCAACGCCAGGAUGCGCCAGCCGCUGCACCCCCUUCUUCGCAUACACCAUCUAUGGGCUUUGGUGGGGCAUUGCUGGCGGGCGUCAGGCAUGUUUUGAAUCCUCGUGGCCAUGACACUCGAGAGCCUUGGCGUCACCGCGGUAUUUGGGAAUCUACUCCCACCAUAAUGCGAUGGGACCCCUUGAAUGCUUUCGCAGAAGACGUCUAUUUUGGGAACGACGCUGAUGACACCGAGGACUACCCACGAACAGGUGAAAUUAGAGAUUCACUGGAGCGCGUUUUCGCUCGUCGAAAUCACCGUCGUGUAGCGGAACCCGAUUACAAGUCGGAAUAUACCCACCCGAGCAAGCCCUCCCCAGGUUUUACAUACGACUUCGCAACGACUCCAGCACCCUCACCGGUAGAUUCUAUCAUCAUCUUGGAUGAUUCUCAUUCACCUGAACCGAGCAAUGCUGACGAUUCGCGCCACGCCGACCCUGCUCUUGCAUGUGCCCAUUGCCAUGAUCCUCUUUUUCUUGGAGCGUCCGAUGUCGGAGAUGACCGGGAUCAGCGGAGGUUGUGGGGUUUGCGUUGUGGACACCUACUAGACGGAAAAUGUAUCAAGAAGCUGAUGAAACCGGUGUCCGAGGCUGGCCCGGAGCUUGUGGAUGCUUCUAUAGAUGUGAAGGGGAAGCGUAAGAUGGACCCAGAAACACCAUCUAUGCCGUCGUCGAGCCAAGAGAAUAGCGGGAAGAUAGCUGUCGAAAGCACGAAUUCCAUACGUUCGCGUCUACGGUCCCGCAACAGUGUAUCCGACCCAUCGUUGGAUAGCCAGCACCUUUCGUUUCAAAGCGACUCAAGUUUCCAGCGUCCUGGCGUCCGCGGCAAGGCACACGCUGGUCGCCGAGGAAAAGGGAAAGGCAAGGCGAAGGCGACUGGCCCUACUGUCUCGGCUUCUUACGAAUGGACUUGCCCGGUGGGCGGAUGCGGUCACAUCCAUGUUAGUGUGCUUGUUGGUGGACAAUGGAUUAUGGACGAGAAGAAGGGGGCUAUCGCUGUAUUUGUAUGACCUCCACUUCUAGGUCACUACUGCACUUUUACGUGUACACUAAUUGCAGUCACCUCUUGCGGUUAAGCAACAGAUCUUCUCAGGCCUCUGCUUUUGCCUCAUCCACCACCGGGCGAGGUACCACCUCAACUUCUCGGCCUGCUGUUAU
Pisolithus orientalis is the source of this 1664-nucleotide messenger RNA. RefSeq lists its product as uncharacterized. The transcript is spliced from 2 exons. The record is from RefSeq and is a predicted model, not a curated record. NCBI's taxonomy places the organism in Eukaryota, Fungi, Basidiomycota, Agaricomycetes, Boletales, Pisolithaceae. The coding region runs from base 32 to 1516 and encodes 494 amino acids.